This is a messenger RNA of Acanthamoeba castellanii str. Neff, 1332 nucleotides long. RefSeq lists its product as uncharacterized. The transcript is spliced from 9 exons. Gene Ontology annotation, biological process: transport. NCBI's taxonomy places the organism in Eukaryota, Discosea, Longamoebia, Acanthamoebidae. Gene Ontology annotation, molecular function: transporter activity. Bases 1 to 1332 code for a protein of 443 amino acids. The record is from RefSeq and is a predicted model, not a curated record.
AUGAAGAUUGAAAUCGCGACGUCUAUUGACGAGCUCGAUUUGACCAAAUGGGACACGCGGCGUAUAGCCUACCUGGCCGCCGCUGUGAGCGUGGUGGUGUCGGUCGUGUUGUCACUUCACCUCAUCUAUAAGCACCUCCGCAACUACACCCGGCCCAAGCUGCAGCGUUGCAUCGUCCGCAUCAUCCUCAUGGUCCCCAUCUAUUCGCUGUGCAGUUGGUUCUCUCUGAUGUACCUCGACCACGCCAGCAUCAUCGACCUUUUCCGCGAUUGCUACGAGGCCUUUCUCUUGUACCAGUUCUUCGUGCUCAUCGUGGCGUUCAUCAACGAAUACGAAGACGAGCACCAGGACGAAGAAGACAGGCAAGCCGAUAGCUACUACGAUGAAGAGGAGGAGGACGAGUUUGUGCGACAGCAGGAGAAGAUGCCGCUCAAGGGCGCUCCGGCCUCGCCCGACAUGAAGUUCAUCGGCUCGCACCUGGUGUGGGCUGACGAGGAGCGUGUGAUCCACGUUCUCAAGUCCAAGCCGCCCAUGAAGCUCGGCGACGGCUGUGGACCGUGCUUCACCUGCAAGUGCGGCUUCUUCGGUCCCGGCAGGAAAUUCCUUAAGUGGACCAAGCGCUGCAUCAUGCAGUUCGUCAUCAUGAAGCCCCUGCUCGCCCUCUCAGUGAUCGUGAUGGAAUGGUUUGAGGUGUACCACGAGGGCUCGUUCUCGCCGAAGGCGGGCUACUUCUGGGUGGUGGUCACCCAGAACGUGUGCAUCACCCUCGCCAUGUACGCCCUCGUACUCUUCUACCAUGCCGUCGCCAAGGAGCUCCACCCAUUCAAGCCUAUCCCCAAGUUCCUCUGCAUCAAGGCCAUCAUCGGUUUCGCCUUCUGGCAGAGUGUGAUCAUCUCGAUCUGUGUCCACUUCGGGUGGCUUAAGGGCAACGACACCUUCUCCGUUGAGGAGCUCGCGGUCGCCCUCCAGGAUUGGCUCAUCUGUAUGGAGAUGCUUGGAAUCGCCAUCGCGCACAUCUUCAUCUUCGGCCAUGAGUCCUAUCGGGACCACACGAAGGAGAUCUUCAUCAGGGCGCCCAUCAAGAGUCUCAACUCGUUCGCGGCGAACCUUUUCGACGUGGUCCUCAUCAAGGACGUCAUUCUCGAGGUGGUCACGGCCUUCGAUCCGCGCGUCAAGGACAAGCGAACCUUGCGAUCAGAGCGCGAGAAGAUCGAAAAGAGCAUCGCCGCCGCCCAGGAGCCCGCCGAGCCCUACCCCUACUACACGGAGGAGGCGGAGGAGGAGCACGGCCGCCCGCAGCAGCAGCAGCCGCCGCCCAGCCACCACUACUGA